AUGGUGGCCAUGGACGCUGGCCACCUCAAGGGUUCGUGGAAGGGAGUCAUGUACGACGUCCUCUGCAUGCACGAAAGCAAAAACAAGAUCAUCCACGUCAACACCGUACUCGCAGACAAGGAGAACGCGACGAACUACAAGUUCCUGCUCCAGCAGACCUGCCGGAACGAGCACAUGCAUCGACUUCUUUCGUCCGGCGAGGUGACGUUCUUCAUCGACGGUCACAAAGGAUCACCGGCGGCCCUCAGGGCGGUUGUACCGCAAGCGCCAUGGAGUGCGUGCGUGAGGCACCUCAUCACCAACAUUAACAUGAAGGCAAUGGGACACAACCUACCCUACGAAGAGCCCCAGUUUCACCGAGCAUUGAUUUCUAAACCCACUUUCCUCGUUUAGUUUUGUUUCCUCUGGGAAGUGGGGAGGGUAGGAUUGUUGACGGACAAGCAAGAAAAAGCUGGGAAACGUUGCAUUUUUCGUGCGCUUUUUUUUUGGCAGGAGUUGGAUUUCUAAGCCGACCGUCUUUCGCGUUUCGCCUGGAAAGUUCAGGAUUGGGGUCGAGGGUCCGUGCGUACGCGCGCACGUUUCAAUUUAUCUUGAAUCUUGGUCAAGGCACAAAAGUGUGCAAGUACAAAUUAAAACUCACGCGGUUACCGCUGGUUCAGCGCUCACUUUUAAUGAAUUGGAAAGAGGUACUGGGUAGAGAGACCGGGAUGGUUUUGUAAAGUGAAGACAACAACAACAACAACAACAACAAUAACAACCGCGGGUAGGUACCGUCUUCGACUACCCCACAAACGAGUUCUGUGAGUUCUGUGAAGGUCGCGCCGCAAUACCCGAUAGUUCUGUGAGUUCUGCGACAGACCCAGUACCCUACCGAACUUUCUGUGACAGCUCGCUUACAGAACUCGAAGGUUCUGAAAGUUCUGUGACGGCGCACCACAAUAUCCUAUAGUUCUGUGAGUUCUGUGAAGGUCGCGCCGCAAUACCCGAUAGUUCUGUGAGUUCUGCGACAGACCCAGUACCCUACCGAACUUUCUGUGACAGCUCGCUUACAGAACUCGAAGGUUCUGAAAGUUCUGUGACGGCGCACCACAAUAUCCUAUAGUUCUGUGAGUUCUGUGAAGGUCGCGCCGCAAUACCCGAUAGUUCUGUGAGUUCUGCGACAGACCCAGUACCCUACCGAACUUUCUGUGACAGCUCGCUUACAGAACUCGAAGGUUCUGAAAGUUCUGUGACGGCGCACCACAAUAUCCUAUAGUUCUGUGAGUUCUGUGACAGAACCAGCACCCUACCGAACUUUUCUGUGAGUUCUGUGACAGACCCAGUACCCUACCGAACUUUUCUG
This is a messenger RNA of Ectocarpus sp. CCAP 1310/34, 1342 nucleotides long. The record is from the annotation of a GenBank genome assembly. Lineage: Eukaryota; Phaeophyceae; Ectocarpales; Ectocarpaceae.